Apaloderma vittatum (bar-tailed trogon) is the source of this 537-nucleotide messenger RNA. RefSeq names its product chromosome unknown open reading frame, human C8orf33. Lineage: Eukaryota; Metazoa; Chordata; Aves; Trogoniformes; Trogonidae. The record is from RefSeq and is a predicted model, not a curated record. The transcript is spliced from 4 exons. The annotation marks the transcript as partial.
CUGUCGGGUGACCAGCUGUGGAAGGAGCUGAACUGGUGCGUGGAACAGCUGGAACUCGGCCUGAAGAUGCAGAAAGCCACUCCGGGGCAGGCUGCCGAGGCUCUUCGUGCGAUCAAGACGCUGCGCAGUGACAAGGCUCCGCUGGUGAAGAAGCGGCAACUCAUGAGAGCAAUGUUUGGGGACUACAGGAAGAAGAUGGAGGAGGAGCGGUGCAGAGAGCUGAAGCUCACGGAAGCGGCUGUGAGAUCUGCCAGAAUCAUGGAAGUGAAGAGAGAAGUGCGCAGCAAGAGCUGCCAGUUCAUCCGGAAGCGCUCGGGAGCUAACAUCGGCAGAAAACUGGAGCAUACCCAGGAGGAGCUGGAGAACUAUCUGGACAGGCUAACGCACGUCUUGUUCGACGCAGACACCAGGAAGAGGGGUGACCACCACGAGCAGAAGUCCUACCAUCACCAUCACAGACGCGCUGAUGUUCCGUCUGAGCCCUCGGCAGAGGAGGCAGCGCGUUCCCAGCACCUCUCCAGCUACACAAGGGUUCAG